This is a messenger RNA of Brachypodium distachyon (stiff brome), 732 nucleotides long. RefSeq names its product MADS-box transcription factor 14-like. The record is from RefSeq and is marked provisional. Gene Ontology annotation, molecular function: DNA-binding transcription factor activity, RNA polymerase II-specific; RNA polymerase II cis-regulatory region sequence-specific DNA binding; protein dimerization activity. Gene Ontology annotation, cellular component: nucleus. Bases 1 to 732 code for a protein of 243 amino acids. NCBI's taxonomy places the organism in Eukaryota, Viridiplantae, Streptophyta, Magnoliopsida, Poales, Poaceae. The transcript is spliced from 8 exons. Gene Ontology annotation, biological process: positive regulation of transcription by RNA polymerase II.
AUGGGGCGCGGGAAGGUGCAGCUGAAGCGGAUCGAGAACAAGAUCAACCGGCAGGUGACCUUCUCCAAGCGCCGCUCGGGGCUGCUGAAGAAGGCGCACGAGAUCUCCGUGCUCUGCGAUGCCGAGGUCGCGCUCAUCAUCUUCUCCACCAAGGGCAAGCUCUACGAGUUCGCCACCGACUCAUGUAUGGACAAAAUUCUUGAACGCUAUGAGCGCUACUCCUAUGCAGAAAAGGUUCUCGUUUCAACGGAAUCUGAAAUUCAGGGAAACUGGUGUCACGAAUAUAGGAAACUGAAGGCGAAGGUUGAGACAAUACAGAAAUGUCAAAAACACCUCAUGGGAGAAGAUCUUGAGUCUUUGAAUCUCAAGGAGUUGCAGCAACUGGAGCAACAGCUGGAAAGUUCACUGAAACACAUCAGAUCCAGAAAGAACCAGCUAAUGCACGAGUCGAUUUCUGAGCUACAAAGGAAGGAGAGGUCACUGCAGGAGGAGAAUAAAGCUCUGCAGAAGGAACUUGUGGAGAAGCAGAAGGCCCAUACACAGCAAGCUCAGUGGGAGCAAACACACCCGCAAACUAGCUCUUCUUCCUCCUCCAUGCAGAGGGAAGCUCCGCCAACAACAAAUAUCAGUAAUCGCCCAGCAGCGGCCGGCGAGAGGACAGAGGAGGCAGCAGGACAGGCUCAGGCCCGCGUGGGGCUUCCACCAUGGAUGGUGAGCCACAUCAGCGGCUAA